Messenger RNA from Trametes versicolor FP-101664 SS1, 1432 nucleotides. RefSeq lists its product as uncharacterized. Lineage: Eukaryota; Fungi; Basidiomycota; Agaricomycetes; Polyporales; Polyporaceae. Bases 115 to 1263 code for a protein of 382 amino acids. The transcript has 8 exons. The record is from RefSeq and is a predicted model, not a curated record.
CCGACGUUCGCAACGUUCACCCAUUUACCCGCUGCCCCUCGCAAUACCUUGCUCGCCGUGUGAUUGGUGGCCGCAGACAUGAGCUCCCGCAAACUCGUCCACCGCACCGCCAGCAUGCAGGCCAUCCUGCAGUCGUUCUCCGGCUUGUCAGUCAAAGACCUCGCAGGUCUUCUGACCACCCGCACCAUUCAAAUCGUCCCUAGCGUCGCAAAGUACCUGGUGAUACUCUUGUUCCUGGUGCAAAUCCGAUCGUGGCCUUUCACCUGGCAUUGGCGCGUGUGGUCCCCCGUCUUCGCACUCCGGGGCCGGUUCCUCUUGCACAAAUGCUCAAACCUACUGCGAUCGCCCGCGACGCGCAAGGUGAAGAACUUGGAGUGGCUGGAAGAGUUCUCGCCUAUCGGGGCGAACCCGUUCGAGAAGCAGUUUACGUACAAGAUGUGGGCCGGUCCGGACGACUGUGACUUCAACCUUCACCUGAGCAACUCCUCCUACCCUAAGCACCUGGAUGGCGCGCGUUUUCGGUAUGCGCUGAAGUGUGGCCCUACCUUCUUCCGUGCAGGCGGCUGGAUGGGUCUCGGAGCGACCCACUUCACCUUCCUACGCGAAAUCCCGAUGUUUGCACACUACGAAAUGCGCGUGGGCUUGCUGAGCUUUGACAGCAAAUGGCUGUUCAUUGUGACCCGCUUCGUGACCAAGGCCAAGCCGAAGGGCAAGAAGGCCGCGAUCAAAUCCGCCUCCCCCCCACCUGCGCCCGCCAGCAACCCCACUCUGCAUACCGCGAAUGGCCUGAACACUGGCACGUCCACCCCGCUCCCCUCCGACGCGUCCGCGCCGAACGCGAAGACGCUCGCCGCGCAGCUCAUUGAGCGGCCCGAGCCGGAUGGCGCCGUCCUGAACUGUCUCGCGAUUUCCGAGGUCGUGUGCAAGAUCGGACGCAUUACCGUCCCUCCCGCACUCGUGUACGCCAUGGACGGUUUCUGCGCUCUAUCACCCGAAGGCAAGCCAUACUCGCGCACAAAUCUGCCGCCGCACUGGGACCGCGUCCGGGCGCUGCGCGGGGACGCGCACCCCGGGCUAGUCAUGCCCGGUAAGGCUGCGCUCAAGACGCUCAGGAAUUACUACACGCAUGGCUGGCGUGAGGAGCCCGAGGACGCACGUUGGUGGGAGCAGGCGCUCGGCGGGGAGAUCGAGGAGCGCAGGCUCAAGGCCCUCGCGGCGAUGCAGGGGCUCCGGAGGGGCAUGGAGGAGGCGAGGGCUUACUGAGCACUGAGCACUUGCGGGGAAUCGUGGUCUGUAUUUAAACGGUAAUGGAGGCGCAAUAUUUAGAGGUGCCACAACGUAUCAUAACUGUUUACUAGUAGCUGUAGGUGUAAUCGCGCGUGUCGACGAUAGGCGUGCAUGCGAUAGCGGCCAAGGCGAAACUCAGACUCAG